AUGUCACCGACUAAUCUGCCUCAGCUGCACCUCAAUGAGUCGAUUCGGGUAGUGGAUAAAAGCUCCUGGCUAAUCUCAAAUACGCUUCUUCUUACCCGUUCUUCGUCACCACCCCUGGGCAAUGUUCCAACCGACCAAGCAUGCUGGAGCGAUAGCAAUGGGGGUCAUUUCGCCCUCUCCACUGCGCCUGAGCCUCUUCCUGAUUCCAAGCCCCUCUCGGAAGACUCAUCUUCUAUCUCGAGGGUUCACGCAGUCGACAACCAGGCGGCCGUUUGGAGGGUAGGCGAAGCCUUUAUCAAAGCGCAUCACAUGGAAUAUCCCGAUGUAACCAGAGAGCAUGUUACUCUACAAUUUCUCAAAGAUCAACAGCCGCAGGGCUUUGAAUUUCCGAAUGUACUCUAUCAUUUCGAGACUGACUCGCGAUACUUCCUCGUUGUCUCGAGGGUUCCCGGCCAGCUCCUUCAUGAGGCUUGGCCCAACAUGGACGAAACCUCUCGCCAGUAUUAUAUCGUCAAGGUGGCAGAAGUCUGCAAUCGUUUAGCAACAUGGAAAGGCGACAUCAUCAGUGGUGUGGACGGACACCAGCUGUUGGAGCGUUAUCUCCUCAAAGACAACAGCAAGAUGGCGGAUGCCCUUACCCCACAACAGCUUCUGAAGAAUUGUACUGAGAUGUCUAUGGAUGUCUCUGCAUUUGUCUUCUAUCAUUGCGAUCUUGGUCCUACGAACCUUCUUGUCGAUGUCUCGACAGGCUCGCUAGGCAUCAUCGAUUGGGAGCUUGCUGGCUAUGUCCCUAUCGAAUGGGUCAGAACAAAAUUUCGAAUAUCUGCAGGAAUGGAUUUUGAUUAUGGGGAUGAGGACUCUAAAAAGGACUGGCGCCGCAAGGUCGCCCAGCAUCUGGAAAAGAUGGGCUAUAGCGAUGUUCUGGAUGCAUGGUGGAAGUUUCAGGACAGCUCCUAG
Penicillium psychrosexuale is the source of this 957-nucleotide messenger RNA. RefSeq lists its product as uncharacterized. The coding region runs from base 1 to 957 and encodes 318 amino acids. The transcript has a single exon. The record is from RefSeq and is a predicted model, not a curated record. NCBI's taxonomy places the organism in Eukaryota, Fungi, Ascomycota, Eurotiomycetes, Eurotiales, Aspergillaceae.